Molecule: messenger RNA, 2628 nt
Organism: Blumeria graminis f. sp. triticale
Lineage: Eukaryota; Fungi; Ascomycota; Leotiomycetes; Helotiales; Erysiphaceae
Source: the annotation of a GenBank genome assembly
AUGUCCAGCGAUUAUUUCACCGGCAGCGAAGGGGCGCGACAGCAACCGUGCUAUCCCGACAAGUUACAAGAAAUGUGCGAAGCGCCAGCUAGUAGGUAUGUCAGUGAAGAAGAGGGUAAAGAGCCACAACAGAAACAAAAAAAAAUUCGAUUUGACCCGUCCCAAGAAGCUGUCACAACUCCGGCAAAAAAAACCAGGUUCCGGACGCACCAUCUGUCACGUUCGUCGAGUCAGAGGAGCCAGGUGUCUCAGCAUACGCCUAACCAAGGAUAUGCAUGUAGUCAUGUUCCCUCCAAAAACUCAACAAACGCAGCAAGGGGAGAAAGCCAAAAUCCUUUUGAUGAUCCGAUGACGAACCCCGAAUUAAGAUCACAAAUGCCAACCCGACCAAGAAAAAGUCUUCGAAAUAAAAUGCAGGCGUUUAACGAGGAUGUGGAUGAAGUUAAUACCAUAGUCAACGCCGAAAAAACACCACACUCUCUGGCUUCUAAGAACAAGACACGUCAUUCGGCGCCGAUGUCGCGAAAAUCCAGCUUUGAGGACGAGGAAGACGAGUUAUACCCUCUACACUACCCCCCUCCAAAGACUGAAGAUGCAUCGUGGUCUGACCUAGAUUCUCAUCGCUACUUCUACGGAGCAGAAAGCGAAGAUGAAAGGCGGAUGGCUCAGAGUAAGAGAUCACACUCAGUUCCUGGAAAUUUUAGGGAUGUGUACUCGAAGCCAUCAAAAUUAGGUCGCUGGACUGAGUCCUCGAGUGUGACACUUGGAACUUCAUCCGGGAAAUUAACGCCUGAUGAUGAAAGAGCUGAGCAGCAAACCACCUCAAAUACUCAACAGUAUAGCGGUGCUUUCCUCUCUUCCAUGAUGAAAUUGUUCAACGCACCCACGAAUGGUCCAGCACAAUCUUCGGAAAACUAUUAUACGGAAAACUCUAGCUACGUCGCUUCAGGCGCGGUCACUCCGAGGAAGGCUACCAAGUGGGGCUACUUUAGGAAUCAGUCAGAUGAUACUCUAACCUCUGCUACCGAAGCAUAUAGUCUGCCGGGCCCACAAGGUGGCCUGAAGAGCUCUAGAAGACCCCGGCUCGGCAUGGGAAAAAAGCUGCAUAGCUCGGGAUUGAUUGACUCUGCCAAGAGUAAGCUUGCAUGCCGACCAAGACUCGAGGAUGAAAUAAGAAUCACUGUUCACAUCGCAGAAACUCUCAGUCGACAAAACUAUCUUCUCAAACUUUGCCGCUCACUCAUGUUAUUUGGUGCGCCAACGCAUCGACUUGAAGAAUACAUGCGAAUGAGUGCUAGAGUGCUCGAAAUUCAAGGACAGUUCCUCUAUAUUCCAGGCUGUAUGAUAAUUUCAUUUGACGACACUACAACUCACACGACAGAGGUUAAGCUCGUUAAAACUGUCCAGGGUGUAAACCUCGGACUGCUAAAGGAUAUACAUGAUAUCUACAAGGAAGUAGUUCAUGAUGUGAUUGGAGUUGAAGAAGCCACGCAGAGACUAGAUAGACUUAAUAACCUCGGUCCUAAGCACAGCCCAUGGGUGCUCGUUUUAGUUCAUGGAUUGGCUAGUGCAUCUGUAGCUCCGUUUGCCUUUGAGGGACGCUACAUUGACCUGCCAUUUUGCUUCAUCCUCGGAUGCAUAUUAGGCUUUCUUCAACUCAUCGUUGCUCCCAGGUCUGAUUUGUACAGCAAUGUUUUCGAAAUUACUGCGGCUGUCUUAACUUCCUUCCUAGCUCGAGCCUUUGGCUCUAUUCGCGGUGGUCAUUAUCUUUGCUUCUCGGCUAUGGCCCAGUCAUCACUUGCUUUGAUUCUUCCUGGAUACAUGGUUCUAUGUGGAUCGUUAGAACUCCAGUCUCGCUCAAUGGUCGCCGGCUCUGUUCGCAUGGUGUAUGCCAUCAUAUACUCUUUAUUUCUUGGUUUCGGCAUAACUAUCGGGACCGCAUUUUAUGGUAUUCUCGACUCAAACGCGACGAGUGCGACAACUUGCGCCAAGCCAGGCCUAAGUAUCUAUGAGAAAUGGCCAUGGGUUCCCGUGUUCACCCUUUCGCUUUGUAUAAUAAACCAGGCCAAAUGGAAACAGACUCCGGCUAUGCUUAUCAUAGGUUUUGCUGGAUAUAUUGUAAACUUUUUUAGCGCCCAGAAGUUUCCAUCUUCGGCUCAAAUCUCAAACGCUCUAGGUGCCUUUGCAGUGGGAGUCCUGGGAAAUUUAUAUUCUCGCAUGCGGCAUGGGGUUGCCGCUGCCGCGCUACUGCCUGCCAUAUUCGUACAGGUCCCCUCAGGUCUCGCAGCAUCAGGAUCUUUACUGUCAGGACUUAGCAGUGCCCAGAAGAUCACCAACGGCACAUCUGACAGAAAUCUUACAUCACAGAUAAACGGGACAAGUUCUGUAGGUUCAGAUGACGCUAGCAUAUUGCACCCUUUUCAUACCAAUGAUUCCGAUCCGUCGCGACAUUACUUUACACUUCCACUCUUGGUUUCAGUUUCCUCCCCUGAGGAUCUCAACACCAUAGUCUUCAAUGUAGGAUACAGCAUGAUUCAAAUUGCGAUCGGAAUAACAGUUGGAUUGUUCAUGAGUGCUCUGCUUAUAUACCCAUUUGGAAAAAGAAGGAGCGGCUUAUUCACUUUUUAA